Molecule: messenger RNA, 2385 nt
Organism: Struthio camelus australis
Lineage: Eukaryota; Metazoa; Chordata; Aves; Struthioniformes; Struthionidae
Gene: CAVIN1
Product: caveolae associated protein 1
Biological process (GO): termination of RNA polymerase I transcription; transcription initiation at RNA polymerase I promoter
Cellular component (GO): cytoplasm; caveola
Molecular function (GO): rRNA primary transcript binding
Source: RefSeq, a predicted model, not a curated record
CAGCCGUGAGCCUCCUGCUCUGGAGUCUCAUCACCAUCUGCAUCGAGCUGGCCUAAGAUCGAAGUUAUCUUGUUAAAGCCAGUGGAACGGUGGGAGUACGUGGAGAGCAGAGAAUAGGUCUCCUGAGGGAAGUCCCUGUGUCCUAGAAGCACGUUUCAACGGACUGGCAAGUCUCUCCAGCAACCUGCAGGCCGACUUCUGAGUAUCGUGCUUGGAAAGCUAAUGAAAUGCAAGAAACCUCUUUGCAGAUCAAGAGGUUUCUACGCUUUAGUCUGUUAAUGGAAGCACAGUCCUAUGGGAAGGAAGUCAAAAGUCAUCAGUGAACUAGAUUUAAGUUAAGUGACAGCUUCUCCAGGCUCUGCUAGCCAGGACUCCCAAGCAGUCAUGGAGGAUACCACUUUGCAAAUUAUUGAACCACCAACUGCCUCUGAGGCCUCAGAAGAGCAAGUGCCAGAGGAACCCAUCAAAUCAGACCAGAUCAAUGGUGUGAUGGUGCUGACCCUUCUGGACAAGAUCAUUGGAGCAGUGGAUCAGAUCCAACUGACUCAAACACAGUUGGAAGAGAGACAGCAAGAGAUGGAUAGCGCAGUGACCAGCAUCCAAGGAGAAUUGACCAAGCUCACAAAGGCGCAUACCACCACCAGUAACACCGUGAAUAAGAUGCUGGAAAAAGUGCGCAAGGUGAGCGUCAACGUGAAAACCGUUCGGCAGAACCUGGAGAAGCAAGCUGGGCAGAUAAAGAAGCUAGAGGCCAACGAAGCGGAGCUCUUGAAGCGCAGGAACUUCAAAGUCAUGAUCUACCAGGAUGAAGUGAAGCUCCCUUCAAAACUGAGCAUCAGUAAGUCCUUGACAGAGGGCGAGAAGCAAGAGAAGGAAGGAGAGGGUGAGGAGGUACCUGCAGGUGAGGACCAUGCAGAGGAGGAUCACGUCCAGCUCUCCUCAGAUGAAGAGGUGGAGAUUGAAGAGAUUAUUGAAGAGUCACGGGCAGAGCGCAUCAAAAGGAGCGGCAUGAAGAGAGUGGAUGACUUUAAGAAGGCAUUUUCAAAGGAGAAGAUGGAGAAGACUAAGCUGAAGACCAAGGAAAAUCUGGAGAAGACCCGCCACAACUUGGAGAAGACCCGCCACAACCUGGAGAAGAGGAUGAACAAGCUGGGCACCAAGAUUGUAACCAAUGAAAGGAGAGAGAAGAUGAAAACCUCUCGGGACAAGCUGAGGAAGUCUUUCACCCCUGACCACACUAUCUAUGCCAGGUCCAAGACAGCUGUCUACAAGGUGCCGCCCUUCACUUUCCAUGUCAAGAAAAUAAGAGAGGGUGAGGUAGAAGUGAAAGCCGCAGAGCUGGUGGAGGUGGGUGGAGAGGAAGCCGAAAACGCAGAUCUGCUGCGUGGGGAGAGCCCUGAGAUGCACACACUGCUGGAGAUCACGGAGGAGUCUGACGCGGUACUGGUGGACAAGAGUGACAGUGAGUAGGACAGGCUGCAGCGUGGAAGGAUUGUGGACGGACGGCUGAACACGUAAUCAUUCACAUCUUGAGAUCUCUUUUUGCCCUGGUGCCUCGGGGGAAGUGUACACAAUGCAUCCUUACUACUCUGCAGAGCCGACGCCAAUCCCCUGCCUUCUAGGACAAGGUGUAUUUUAUAUUUUAGUUUUAGCACACAGAGAAGUUAGGAACACAGGACUGUUUUUCUUACACUGUUAAAUCACCCUUGGAGACCAUUCCUGCCGCAGGCUGCGUGAGAGCUUCCUAGCCCCCAGACCUGAAGAGGGGCUCUGAGUGACAGGGACCCAGCCCAGCUGGAGCGUGCUAAAACCAAGAUAACGGCUGUACACCUGGGAAACUCAUGUGUCCUCCGUAACCGAAGACCUGGUGUCAAGAAAGCUUCCUGCCCAGCAACCUGCCCAGCCCACAAGAGCCUGGUUCCCUGCGCCAGGCUCAGCAGCCAUCCACGCGGGAGAGAGUCGGGGGUCCAUGCUGGCCACCAGUUCCUGAGGAUGCCUGGGGCUGUCCCUGGGGAGCAGAAGACUGGGGAUACGUCCUAGCCCGGGAGGGAAGAGCUGAGCAAACCCUGUUGACGGACAGAGGAAGUGCGAAGCUGUGCACGGCCACGUGGCACGCAGGCGGGUCUGCUCCCUUCUCCCCUCCCUGGGGAUUCGAUGACCAUGGCAGUGCCUUGGACGCCAGUGUCACGAAAGACGACCUGCUGUUGGACCUGCCGCCGGGGAGCCCCGUGCUCGUCCCACGGCCCGGUGUCGCGGCAGGACCGGCAUGGGCCACGCUCCCUUCCCGGGGUUGAAGUGCGGUGUCCAGGGCCUGGCAGGGCGCUCCAUAGGGAUGGGGUCUGAGCCUGUCGCUCCACUGCUGCAGCUGCGCGGCAGCCCCUGAGA